This is a messenger RNA of Rotaria sp. Silwood2, 2298 nucleotides long. The record is from the annotation of a GenBank genome assembly. NCBI's taxonomy places the organism in Eukaryota, Metazoa, Rotifera, Eurotatoria, Philodinida, Philodinidae.
GUAGUUGUAGAACUGGAUGUAGUCGUGGUACUGGUGGUGCUAGUCGAACUCGGGGUGCUCGUUGUUGUUGUUGUUGUUGUAGUUGUAGAACUGGAUGUAGUCGUGGUACUGGUGGUGCUAGUCGAACUCGUGGUACUACUAGUGCUGGUGCUAGUUGUUGUUGUUGUAGUUGUAGUUACCGAAGCACAAAAUCUAAAUUCUUACUUGUACUUGUUGUUGUUACACCUAUAAUAGAAGAAUUUUUUUGUACAGCUUAUAAUUCAAUAUAUUUACCUGUUUCGAUCGCCGUUGAUAGACCGAAGAUAACUCCGAGAGCGAUACCGAGCGCCAUACAGGUUAGUAAACAUGUAAGAAAAAUGAAAAAGCCAAUCCUUCUUCGACGCCUGCGUUUUUUUUUCUUUUCCGGUUCGUCCUCUGGUUGAAUGUUAUUCAAUCUUAAAAAGAAACAGCAAAUGCUAAGAGCUACGUUAAAUAAAACAUAGACCAAAACAAACCCAGUAGGGGAAACUUCUCUUCCUGUUGUUUGAUCUAAUUUCCAUGUUACGCUAUUCCAAGAAUAUCGAUAUCUAUUGGUAUAAUUAUGCCAAGAAAUGCUGCUUGCUGAUAAAUUAUUAGAAGGAUGAAUCCAUGCAUCAUCCCAUACACUUUUACCAUGAUCUAUAUUACUAGAUGACGACAAUUGUGUUAAAUCCAAGUUGCUUGUUUCGGUAAUCAAAUUACUAGCCGAUCGAAUAUGUGAUUCAUCCCAUACGCUUAUUCCGUGGGACGAAUCAUUGAGCGCACGAAUUUCUGGCUCAUCCCAAAUGCUUCUCCUAUGAAAACUUGCGCUAGCCGUCUGACGCUGUGGUACAUUCCAUAUGCUUUGGCGUGUAUCUGGAACAGUGGACGAUUGAGUUCGAGAUUGAGAAUGAAUGCUAGGAUGAACUUUUGCAGAGAACGAAUGUUCAGGGAGAUAUUGACGAAAAUUCAGUGAAAUAGCUGAAGGUGAUGUUAAUACACUCUAAAUCAAAGUACUAUAUAAAGCAUAUUUGAAAAUGAGUAUAUGAACUCACCUUUUUAUUACCCAUGACACUCGCACUAAGUAAAGUUAUCAAUAAAAUGCAAUCAACAAACUCAUCGAUAUAAGGAAACAAGCAUUCGUCGUACGUAUUGUUUCAAAAUCGAUUCUGAAGUAAAUUAUGCCUGCCCUGACAGCAAAUACAACAGAGUGGUGUGGAAAAUAUAUGCAACAAAUCAGCCCUGCACAAGUGCGAUUCAAAGACUUACAAAAGCCUUAUUUCAACCAUUGCUACAUUGAUUACAAACAUCGUCACCCGGUAGAAAAAAAAUUAUAAGUUUUCGAUCCAACGUUGUUUGGCUGAUUACUGACAUCGUUACUGAAUCGAAAAAAAAUUUUUUUUUUCUAUUAAAUCACUGUUACAGAAGCUGUUUCUUGUGCAAAACAAAUAAUAAUAGUAUCUUGAUUUGAAUACGAGUGAGUUGCAGCAUUAUCGCAGAAAAAUGUCUUAAAAAAAAUAUAUUAAAAUGCUUAGUGUAGUUGAUUUAUUAGAUUCAUGUCACUUUUCUCUUAUAAAUAAAAAUAGUUGCAAAGCUAUUCCAAUAUUCUAAUCUUAACGGAGGCGCUCAUAAAAAUCAAUAAAAAAAACGCCUAGUUCAAUUACUUCUUUUUCACAAAUCAAAAACAGUACAAACACGAAAGUCAGACUCUGCUGUGCAGAUGUAACGUAGCAAUCUAUAUCGCGACAUGGCAUAAACCCAUACUCAUAAAACACCCACAAGACAUAUAAGAAGUCGCUACGAUAACUGUGUGAAGCCGUUCAUGACUUUCCAGUAAACUGAUAUCAAUUUCUAUAUCGUUGUCCCACGUUCUGUCAAGGGAGAAAUAGGAAAUAAUGGAGAUGAUUCCCAACAAUGUCAACCAUUGAUAUGCGUAAGAAUGCCAUAGAAACUUCAGCAAUCUAUUUUCAUACAUCCUGUGUAUGUCUCACCUACUCAGUAUGCCAUGGAAUCUCGACGAACCGAUUUUCUUAUAUUCUAUAAGCAUUUCUCCAAAUGAAUGCUGCGAAGUCUUAACUGAAUAGACUGUUGUAGCCCUGAUAUUGACACAAGAUAGUUCGCCUAGUCAGUAUUGGAGGAUAGAAAUUGUAAUAAUGUCUAAUGAGUUAGGAUUUGUAUUGAAGUUGUUGCAAAUCAUAAUUGAACAAAACAUGAUAGAGAGAAUUUCAUCUGAUUGUUAGAGAAAGAGAUGUCUACGAUGAAUUUACAUACGAUCACCUCGUAAUUGAAGGAUUAGUUUUA